CGCUUUUCUCAUCUGCCCCUCCCAGCAGAUAGCGCCUCCUCGGAGUUUUCUGUCUGAACCCCGAACAGGCAUCAUACUCCCUGCAACUCAUCUCAACUCCCGAGGUUACGCGUGAGAGAGAGGAGAGACAGCACCGACUACGCGAAGACACUCUCGAGGGUGAGAGUGGAUGCUAGCAUCCAGUAUCCAACCCUAACAGGCUAUAGGUGACCGCGGUGUUUGAUGUUCGGGGAUUAACUAAGAACGUGUUGGAGAGGAGAGUAAUUGUGCCUUUUUCAGCGAGGGAACUCGUCCCUCAAUAUGAAAUGAAAAUGAGGGAGAGGAGUUGAUUCGGGUAGUUAACCACAUAAAAAAGGUAAAUAUUCUAAAGCAAUUAUCAUUGCAGCUAAACAUUAGAUUAGAAAAAAAAACAUGGCUUUAUUGCUGGAUAAAAGUACCCCAGCACUUUUGCUUGUAUGGGCAUACUGUGUAUUGGCUGACACAGUAUUCACGAACUUUACCCUGGACAAUGAAGUCCAUUCGAGUUUCAUCCACCGGCGACUGAAGAGUCAGGAGCGGCGAGAGAUGCAGCGGGAGAUUCUGUCUAUACUUGGGUUGCCGCACCGACCACGGCCGCACCUCCAUGGGAAGCACAACGCAGCGCCGAUGUUCAUGCUGGACCUUUACAAUGCCAUGUCCACAGAGGGAGAUGAGGAUGGCCACUCAUAUCCAUUCAAGCCUGUCUUCACGACGCAGGGACCGCCAAUUGCGACUCUGCAGGACAACAACUUUCUUAACGACGCUGAUAUGGUUAUGAGUUUUGUUAAUUUAGUGGAACACGAUAAAGAGUUCAUGCCUGUGCGUCGGCACCACCGGGAAUUCCGCUUUGACUUGUCCAGGAUUCCAGAGGGCGAGGCGGUCACGGCCGCUGAGUUCCGCAUCUACAAGGACUUCAUCCAGGAGCGCUUCGACAACGAGACCUUCCGCAUCAGCGUCUACCAGGUGCUGGAGGAGCACUCUGACAGGGAGUCAGACCUUUUCCUGCUGGACUCGCGGGUCAUCUGGGCAGCUGAAGAGGGCUGGCUGGUGUUUGACAUCACCGCCACCAGCAACCACUGGGUGCUCAACCCGGGGCGCAACCUGGGCCUGCAGCUCUGUCUGGAGGGAGUGGACGGCCAGAGUGUGAACCCACGGAUGGCGGGCCUGAUCGGGCGCAACGGGCCCCAGAGCAAGCAGCCCUUCAUGGUGGCCUUCUUCAAGGCCACAGAGGUGCACAUCCGCAGCGUGCGCUCAGCCCCGGGCAGCUCCAAACCACGCAAGGCCAAGGGGCCCAAGGGCCAGGAGGCGCUGCGUGUGGCCAACAUUGCAGAGAGCAGCAGCGCGGAUCAGAAGCAGGCGUGUAAGAAGCAUGAGCUCUAUGUCAGCUUCAGGGACCUGGGGUGGCAGGACUGGAUCAUCGCUCCUGAGGGCUACGCCGCGUACUACUGUGAAGGAGAGUGCGCCUUUCCUCUCAACUCCUACAUGAACGCCACCAACCAUGCCAUCGUGCAGACACUGGUUCAUUUCAUCAAUCCAGAAAUGGUGCCCAAGCCGUGCUGCGCUCCCACACAACUCAACGCCAUCUCCGUCCUCUACUUUGACGACAGCUCCAACGUCAUCCUGAAGAAGUAUCGCAACAUGGUGGUGAGAGCCUGUGGAUGCCACUAGACUCUCUCCCAACAGCUCAGAGAUCAGACACACACACACACACACACACACACACACACACACGCCGCAACACAGACACACACACACACACACACACCUUUGUCUUCAUAGCAGUGAGUGUGUUGUGGUGAUUGGGACUGCUGGGAUUAUCAGAGAGUAGAUGGUACUGCUGGAAAUGGUUUGGAGAGCAGUGCAGGCUUGGUAGGCACUAUCGGUCCUCCAGGCUGUCAGUGGCUGUUCUCACAACACAGGCACAUACACAAACACGUGGUAGAGGCUUUAGUGGAGCGAAACAUUUUGCGAAGAAAAUGGACCCCUCUCAUAGACAUACACACACCGACACUAUCAUCAUCCUUGACCAACCAUCUCUCUCUCACACAUACACACACAAAUGGGUGCACGCGUGCAACCACGUGUACACACACACUUGUCCAAUCCCUGUGCUUUCUACUGUGUAUUAUGACGAGACAUUUUAAGAAGUGAUUGUAUUGAAAUACACAGCAAACAGUCUUUUUAUGAGUUUUUUAUGUCAAAAUGUUUCCUUUUCCCAAAAAUUAUUUUGCUUGUCUUGAUGAAUAACAAGGCUGGGCUACGUGGGUGAGAGAACAACUUAAGAACUGUUUUUGUACAAAACUGUGUAAAUAGUUUUCUUUUUUCACAGAAAGUUAAAAAUAAAAAGUGUAUUUAUUUCCUGGUCUUUGAA
Molecule: messenger RNA, 2389 nt
Organism: Clupea harengus (Atlantic herring)
Lineage: Eukaryota; Metazoa; Chordata; Actinopteri; Clupeiformes; Clupeidae
Gene: bmp7b
Product: bone morphogenetic protein 7b
Biological process (GO): BMP signaling pathway
Cellular component (GO): extracellular region
Molecular function (GO): growth factor activity; cytokine activity
Source: RefSeq, a predicted model, not a curated record